AUGAGCGACAUCACCCUCAUGAGGAUCAGUGACUCAGAGAAAGAGCGCAUGCUGAGGGAAAGCCAGCAGAAACCAGGGCCGUAUGCCGCCUUGCUCUGCCACGCCAUGAUCCCCGAGUACCUGAUGCUAGCCUGGCGUGGAAAAGUGUGCUACCACGGAGGACGCAAUAAGGCCGCUCUCCCCAUGAACCUCAUGCAGACGCUUUCCAAUUACCUCCAGGAGAGCUUCGUGGAGAUCUCCCAUGAGGAUUUCUGUUCUAUCCCCAGACAUAUUGACGCUCUUUUCCAGGGGGAGAGACACCAUCCCUGUGGUGAGUGUGGGAAGAGGUUCAGCUGCCCCUCAGAUCUCAGCGAUCACCAGAGGUUGCACGCUGCCGAGAGGCGCUAUUCCUGCCCUGAAUGCAGGAAAGGAUUCAAUCACCCCUGCGAACUGAGCAGGCACCUGCGAAUGCACACGGGUGAGCGCCCCUUCCCCUGCCCUGAGUGUGGGAAGGGGUUCAGCCAGAGCUCGGAUCUCAACAAGCACCUGCGGGUACACACGGGUGAGCGGCCCUUUCCCUGUGCUGAGUGCGGGAAAAGGUUCAGCAAUAGGUCGGAUCUCAACAAGCACCUGCGGGUGCACACGGGCGAGCGGCCCUAUCCCUGCACUGAGUGUGGGAGAAGCUUUAGCCAGGUCUCCGCACUCACCCUACACCAGAGAACCCACACGGGAGAAAGACCCUACAAACCGUAUGAAUGUCCUGAGUGCGGGAGGAGCUUCACUCGCAACUCACACCUUAUUGUGCAUCACAGGAUCCACACAGGAGAGAGGCCCUAUGACUGCCUGGACUGUGGGAAGGGGUUCACUCAGGGUGCCGACCUGACAAAGCACCAGAGAACCCACACGGGAGAGAGACCCUAUCGCUGCCCCGACUGCGGGAAACAGUUUGCCACUUUCUCCUCCCUUAUUUCACACCGGAGACUGCACACAGGAGAGAGACCCUACAAAUGCCCCGAGUGUGGGAAAAGCUUCACUGCCAGCUCCAACCUUAUUGUGCACCAGAGAACCCACACUGGGCAGAGGCUCUGGACAUGCCCUGACUGUGAGAAAAGCUUCAGCGUGAGCUCCAACCUUAUCGCCCACCAGAGGAUCCACACGGGAGAGAGACCCUAUAAAUGCCCCGAGUGCGGGAAAGGGUUCACUCGGAGCUCCCACCUCGUUUCCCACCAAAGAAUCCACACGGGAGAGAGACCCUAUGAAUGCCUCGACUGUGGGAAGAGCUUCAGCGAGGGCUCAGACCUUACUAAGCAUCAGAGGAUUCACACGGGAGAAAGACCCUAUAAAUUUCCUGAGUGUGGAGAAAGCUUCAGCCAGAGCUCCAGCCUGAUUAAACACCAGAGAGUCCACACCAGGAAAAAACCCCUAUAA
Molecule: messenger RNA, 1407 nt
Organism: Emys orbicularis (European pond turtle)
Lineage: Eukaryota; Metazoa; Chordata; Testudines; Emydidae
Product: zinc finger protein 501-like
Exons: 3
Coding region: 1-1407 (468 amino acids)
Biological process (GO): regulation of transcription by RNA polymerase II
Cellular component (GO): nucleus
Molecular function (GO): DNA-binding transcription factor activity, RNA polymerase II-specific; RNA polymerase II cis-regulatory region sequence-specific DNA binding
Source: RefSeq, a predicted model, not a curated record